GCAUAAUAUCUUUGACGGUGAUUGGUUAUAAAAUAAACUUAGACUUCUAACUAUCUGAAGUGGAAAUAGAUGUGGGUAUGAUAUGGCAAAACCCCUUGGGAGUUGGGUCAAUUGCAAAGUCAAUAGAUAGCAACAAUGCAACAGUUUGUCUAUUAAAUGCCUAAGUAACUAUUAAAUUCCUAUAAAAUGGCUUACAUUUUCCGCAAAGAUUUAGUUGUCACCGUGACAAGUUGCCGAGAGCAUGAAGUUGGUUUUGAUACUUCUUGGAGGACUCCUGAUCCUUAAAAAUGCUACUACGUUUGGUCAGUAUUUUUCCUGUUUCGCGGAUGGCAUAUGUGUUUGCUCGGGUCAUCCAGUGGGCGAUAGGGUACCGGACUGCGAGGAUUGCUCCGGUUACUACCAAUGUGGCGAUGGUAAUGUAGAGAAAAAGAAAUGUUCCCCCGGCCUGAUCUUCAACAUCAAAUUACAAACCUGUGUGGAGGGUCAAUGUCCGAGAGGGGAUGGCUUUUGUGCGACGACCAACACAGUGCCACCACCAACUACUUCGACUUUAACUACAGGAUCACCAGCUACAGGACCUCCAGGAGGAGCCUGUUCUAAUGAAGUGAAAUGUAGCUUCAAUGGCGAAAUUAUUGCCCAUGCUCAACACUGCCGCUUAUUUUACAACUGCGUGGAAUUGUGCCCUGUUUUGGGCUUUUGUGAGCUGGGCAAAUGGUUUGAUAGGGAGAAAUUCGUGUGUGAUCUCCCAGAAAAUGUCCGCAACUGUCCUCCUAACCAGGACUAGGACACUGAUUUUCAUUUCUUACAAAGAAUUUUGCUAACACCAAAAAUUAAAACCAAAUCAUUAAAACACA
Molecule: messenger RNA, 854 nt
Organism: Drosophila gunungcola (fruit fly)
Lineage: Eukaryota; Metazoa; Arthropoda; Insecta; Diptera; Drosophilidae
Exons: 2
Coding region: 242-784 (180 amino acids)
Cellular component (GO): extracellular region
Molecular function (GO): chitin binding
Source: RefSeq, a predicted model, not a curated record